AUGCCGUUGCCAGACGCAGAUACGGAAGUUAAAGCUUCCAGCGAUGCUGCUGAGAUCUUUGUCAUCAACUACUAUGAAGCCAUAAACACCCGUGCCAAACUUGAAACCUUUUACAUCAACUCGUCCUCUCGAUAUUCGAUCCCAGCCGACAUCUCCAUCAACGGCUCUGUCGUUCCUACCCCGGAGGAGUACUCCAAGCUACUCGAAACCCAAGGCGAGAAUGUGCAUUACGAGAUAGAGUCGUUCGACACGCACAUUAUCAACCCUUCAUUCCAAUAUGGGGCUCCGGAAACUGUGUACGAGAGUGAAAAGAACGAAAAGAGUGGACGGAAGAUGAGCAUCGUCGUCACGACCAUGGGCAAAGUCCGAUUCGGCAAGGGGAGGGAGGCACCACAGAAGAUGUUCAACGAGACUUUUGUGCUGACCCCCAACUGGGACUCGAUGGCGCGAAAUCCGGCACGAGGACUGAAAAGAUGGCUCAUCAUGUCGCAAAACUUCCGCGCUCUUUGA
This is a messenger RNA of Trichoderma atroviride IMI 206040, 510 nucleotides long. RefSeq lists its product as uncharacterized. The record is from RefSeq and is a predicted model, not a curated record. Lineage: Eukaryota; Fungi; Ascomycota; Sordariomycetes; Hypocreales; Hypocreaceae. Gene Ontology annotation, cellular component: nuclear pore central transport channel. Gene Ontology annotation, biological process: poly(A)+ mRNA export from nucleus.